UGACAGUGGUCGGCGCACGUAGGUUGCUUAGUCUAAUCAUGAUGGACAGUAUGGCGGCGUGUUUUUGUUGUUUACGUUGCCGUACCUUUGGCGCAGGAAUUAGCGGAGGUCAUGUCAUCUUAAAAGAGCAACCAGCUGUAAAAUUAGAUACAUCGCAUAUGGGUAAUGAUGUUGUUAUUGUCAAACAUGGUCGUAGGAUCUGUGGCUCUGGGGGAGCAUUGGCUAAUGUUCCAAUUGUUCAGAACAAAGCAUAUUUUGAAAUCAAAGUACAAUGUGGAGGAUCUUGGGGUGUAGGGUUGGCUCUUAGGAAAGUCGACCUGAAUACUCUGCCUCUCGGAUGUGAACCUGAUGCUUGGAUUUUGCGUAACGAUGGUAAACUCUAUAAUAAUAAUGAAGAGAAAAUACAGAUCCCAGAAUUAGCCCAAGAGGGAGAUAUUAUUGGUUUAUCUUAUGACCAUGUGGAUUUGAAUUUCUUCUUAAAUGGCAAACCAACUAACACACCGGUCAGUGGACUAAAAGGCACCCUUUAUCCUGUAAUGUAUGUUGAUGAUGGAGCUGUUCUGGAUGUACAAUUUGCUACGUUUUAUCAUCAGCCACCAGAUGGCUUUGACAGGAUCAUGAUUGAACAGUCACUUCUAUGAAAAGCUGCUUUUUGUAAACGAGGUGACAUAGGCAACUGUGAACCCAAAACAAAACACCGAGAAGAAAAUGGAAGAUUUGAAGCAACAAGAGAAAGAAUGAGACUGUACGAAGAAAGUAGGGGAACGAAGAUGAAUCUGAGUAAGUUUAAGAGAAAAUCAAACAGGUUAGAAAGAGUCGGCAUGAUUUAGCACAAAUAUCCAGAAUAAAACCUAUAAUAUUAAAGAAGCAGUUGACAGAUAUGAAAGAGAGGUCAUAGAUGCUGAAGCAAGCUGACUAUAUACGACAACGUUGAGAGAGAGAAGUGGAUUGAAACAACGCAAAGAUCAUCUGGCAGAAUAGCAGGAACUUAGAGAAGGAAAUCAAAGAGAAGACAUGACCAAAGAACAGUUGCUUAAUUUAAGAAAUAUUCAAAACAAUAGACGACGUUUUAGAAACAGUUCGGUGCUCCUAUGAUAUGACAUCAGAAUAAAUAAGAUUUCUCAUUCACUAAGCCUCAAUGCUCUGAUCUAGUUUCAUUAUCAUAAGACUUUUUUUUUAAUAUAGUGAAGAAAUUCUAUGAAGAUAUAUAAAAGUAGGCAUCAACAUAAAAGUAAGAAAAUUUGUAAAAUGUGGAAUUUCUAUGUUUGCCACUAAUCAUUGUAAUAAUGUAAUGCAAUCCCUCUGGAAAUAUUUGCUCCAAGAAAUAAAUUAAAAAAAAGGCACUAAAUGCUGGGUAGUGCUAAGUGGAGUAUUACUGUACUGUACAUAGAUCCUUAUAUUCUCACUUUGUAAUAAUCUGUUAACUCAUGUGAAAGAUGUACAUAUUCCUUGCUAAUAAAUUAUAUGAUGAAGA
Messenger RNA from Octopus sinensis (East Asian common octopus), 1474 nucleotides. Its product is annotated as SPRY domain-containing protein 7. Lineage: Eukaryota; Metazoa; Mollusca; Cephalopoda; Octopoda; Octopodidae. The transcript has 6 exons. The coding region runs from base 39 to 641 and encodes 200 amino acids. The record is from RefSeq and is a predicted model, not a curated record. Gene Ontology annotation, molecular function: protein binding.